GCCGUUAACAUUUGUCGGCGCAGGUCUCUACUAACAACGUCAAAAAAAAUUGAUGAUUAUUUUUUUGGAGGAUUUUCUUUUAAACAUAAAAAAAACAUUUUUUCUUAGAAAUUUCAAUUGGAAUUAAACCAAAAACAGCAAAAAAAAAUAAUGUGCUAAAAAUUCACAAAAACCAAGUUAAAAAAGUAGUGUGUAAUUCAACAGGAAAAGCUCUCCUUAAGCCAUAAAAUUGUUAAAAUAUUUUCUUUAGCAGCAGUCGUAGCAAAUAAAAAAAAAAGGAAAAAAGCCACAAAAGAGCAGUAGCAAGACACAAAAAGCAGCAGAAUAUGAGUUCGUCAACGACCACCAGCCGCAAAGAAACGGAAAGGACCAAACUUAUACAGGAAAAAUGUCAAACAUUAUUAACACAAAUGCUAAGAGAUGAGGACAACAAAUACUGUGUAGAUUGUGAUGCCAAGGGACCACGUUGGGCUUCAUGGAAUUUAGGUGUUUUCCUCUGCAUACGCUGUGCUGGUAUUCAUCGUAAUCUCGGCGUACACAUAUCACGUGUAAAAUCGGUCAAUUUGGACACAUGGACCCCCGAACAGGUCAUAUCCCUACAACAGAUGGGUAACUCCCGUGCUCGGGCCGUUUAUGAGGCUCAAUUACCCGAUGGUUUUCGACGUCCACAAACCGAUACCGCUUUAGAAUCUUUCAUACGUGCCAAAUAUGAGCAUAAGAAAUACUUGGCUCGUGAAUGGGUGCCACCAUCACCACCCAAAGUCGAUUGGGCCAAGGAAAUCGAUGAGGAAUUGGAGAGACAAAAACGUAAAAAGAAGGCGGCUCAGGCAAAUACAGCCUUGGGUAUUGGCGUCAUAACGGGCAGUGCUGCAAAUGAUAAGAAAUCCUCGAGUUCAGCGGCGGCUAAGUCAUCACCUUUGCCGGCUCCUUUGCCCAAACCUAAACCCGGUCAGAGUGGUAGUAGUCCUAAGAUACAACGUAUUUCUACUAGUUCUACGGGCGCUGAUAGCAAUCACAGCAAUGAUCUAUUGGGUUUAGCCUCACCCACGAAACCGGUGCAGACUUCACUGGCUGGACAGCAACAGCAGCAUUCGUCAAAUAUAAGUGACUUACAAAAUGAUACUUUCAGCUGUUUCUUGAGUGCUACACCGGCUGUGAAUGAUAGUCAACAGCAACAACAACAAUUGACCAAUAAUGCAAACGCCUCGCAGAAUUCAUUGGCCAAAGAGGAAGAAGACUUUUUCAAUCAGGGUUCAUUGGUUGGUACAGGCGGUGACAAAGACAAAUCAGGGAAAUUAACUAAGGACAGUAUACUGGCAUUAUAUGGACAGGCUCCGCCCAAUCCUACGCCGGCCAUGAAUUUCCUACAACAACAACAGCAGGUUAAUCCACAGUCGGCUAUGUUUGGUGGUGCCACUGGUGCCUUUACCGGCAUGGUGCCCGGAGGUUUUAUGGGUGCUGGUGGUCCGGCCGCCAAUCAGCAGCAACAGCAGUUUAUGACACCACCCAACUCAGCUAGUAUGUAUAAUGCACCCGUUAUGACUGCCCCGGCUGCCUUUACUGCUCCCGGCAUGUCGGCUUUACAUAUGGGUGCAGCUGGUAAUAAUGCCGCUAAUGCGGGCUUUGCUGCCCAAUUUCCUAUGCAGACAGGUUUUCCACAAACCCAAACCAUGGGUGGCAUUAUGGCCACUGGACAACCUGCUGCCGCUAAUCUCAUGCAUACGCAUAAUCAACAAAGUCUUAUGUCAAGUUUAGCCGUCAAUCAUGCACCGCUAAUGUUUCCCGGUAUGGCGCCCACCAUGCAAAGUCAAACGAACUUUAAUCAUCAUCAAGGUUUAAUAGGUGGCUUUCCCACAGCCGCCGCCAUGGGCAGUAAUAGUACUGCGGCUAAUACUGCUGCUACCAAUAGUUUGCAGCAACAGUUUGGUAAUCUUAAUAUCGGCAAUGUAUGGCAAUAAAUUUUGUAGUUGUUUAAACAAAUUCUAAUUAUUAUUAUUAUUACAAUAACAACUUUCCACAUACUUAAACAAAACAAAAAAAAAACUUGCCGUUUAAACGAAAACUCUGACUAUCUUUGAAAGAACUUUAAAACAAACCCUUUAGAUUUCCAUCAAAACCUUAAACCGGGAAUACAUUAUUUGAAUGUUUUGUUUUUCUUACAUUCUUUGUCUUGAUAGUAUUAUUUAAAGAAAAUAAUUUGGAAUAAUUUCCUUUUAAAAGUUUUUUAGUAAAGUUUUCAACUCUAGACCCUCCUACAUCCCCCCACCACUCUAUUCCCUUACUCUUUAUAUUUCAGUAAUUGUUUAUAAUUCCCUUUUUUAAUAUAAAGGCUUAUUCUUAUUAUUACCUCUCCCCUUUCCCUUCGUAAACUUUUUUUUUAAACAAAACUUAAGAAACUUAAUACAUAAUCUUGUAAAGGUUUAAAUUAAUUAAAUUAAAAAUAAACUUAAUACAAAAUUAAGUAAAUUUUUAGCUUAUACAAUUAAAAAGAAAAUAUAAGGAAAAGAGCGUUCUUCUAACUAGUAGCACUCUUCAAACAAAA
Messenger RNA from Lucilia sericata (common green bottle fly), 2542 nucleotides. Its product is annotated as stromal membrane-associated protein 1. The record is from RefSeq and is a predicted model, not a curated record. The transcript has 2 exons. Lineage: Eukaryota; Metazoa; Arthropoda; Insecta; Diptera; Calliphoridae. Gene Ontology annotation, molecular function: GTPase activator activity; metal ion binding. The coding region runs from base 327 to 1958 and encodes 543 amino acids.